CACUCAUCCCAACACUACCACUUUUCUCCCUCUCCACCACUUCGCUUUACAAGCACCCCAUACCUCACUCUCCCUACACACUCAUUCACCUUUUAUUCACAAUGAUGCUCAAGUCCGCUGUCGCCGUUACCCUCUUCGCCGCCACUGCCGUUCUCGCCCAGUCUCGCCCCCAGAUCAACACCCCCGGUGCCCUCACUGAGUGCCAGCCCGUCCUCCUCACCUGGUCGGGUGGCCAGGGCCCUUACUUCGUCUCGGUCAUCCCUGGUGGCCAGCCCGGUGCCGCUGCUCUUGUCGACUUCGGCUCGCAGUCGGGCAACCAGCUCACCUGGAAGGUCAACCUCCCCGCUGGCACCAACAUCUCGCUCAAGAUUGUUGACCAGACCGGUAACACCAACUACGCCCAGGCCGUCAACAUCCAGAAGGGUUCGGACGAGUCGUGCGUUGGCAAGCCCAUUGACAACGCCGCCGCGUCGGGUGGCUCGACCCCCUCGGCCGCUGCUGGUGGUGCCGCCUCCGGUGCCGCUUCGGGUGCCGCUGGUGGUGCUUCGGGCUCCGCCGCCGCCCCCACCACCGCCGCUGGCGCCUCGCCCUCGGCCGCUGCUGGUGGUGCUUCGCCCUCGGCCGGUGGUGCUUCGCCUUCGGCCGCCAAGCCCUCGACCGCUGCCGGUGGUGCCUCGUCUGGCGCCGCCGCCCCUUCGGGCUCGGCCUCGCACGCCGCUGGCUCGUCGGGUGCCGCUGCCCCCUCGGCCUCGGCCUCGAAGCCCUCGUCGGCCAACAAGAUCAUCGCCUCGACUGGCCUUGUUGCCCUCCUCGGCGCCGUUGCCCUCCUCUUCUAA
Messenger RNA from Vanrija pseudolonga, 836 nucleotides. RefSeq lists its product as uncharacterized. NCBI's taxonomy places the organism in Eukaryota, Fungi, Basidiomycota, Tremellomycetes, Trichosporonales, Trichosporonaceae. The coding region runs from base 102 to 836 and encodes 244 amino acids. The record is from RefSeq and is a predicted model, not a curated record. The transcript is spliced from 4 exons.